CCGCCCCACCCCCGCUCCCCCCACCGCACUUCUACACUGGCUGACUGGACACUAAGAUGGCUGCCGUUGCCAUGACACCCAACCCUGUGCAGACCCUUCAGGAGGAGGCGGUGUGCGCCAUCUGCCUCGAUUACUUCACGGACCCCGUGUCCAUCGGCUGCGGGCACAACUUCUGCCGAGUGUGUGUAACCCAGUUGUGGGGCGGGGAGGAUGAGGAAGACAGAGAUGAGUUGGAUCGGGAGGAGGAGGAGGAGGUCGGAGAGGAGGAAGAAGUGGAGGCUGUCGGUGCAGGCGGAGGUUGGGACACCCCCAUGCGGGAUGAAGAUUAUGAGGGUGACAUGGAGGAGGAGGCCGAGGAGGAAGAGGAAGGAGUGUUCUGGAGUAGUGGUAUAGGCGGGUCUAACUGGGACAACAUGGACUACGUGUGGGAGGAGGAGGAGGAGGAGGAAGAAGAACUGGACUAUUACUUGGGGGAUGUGGAGGACCUGAGAGGGGAAGAUGAGGACGAGGAGGAGGAAGUGCUGGAGGAAGACGAGGAAGAAGAGCUAGACCCGAUCACCCAACUGCCGCCACCUCCAGCCCCUCGGAGGUGCUUCACUUGUCCCCAGUGUCGAAAAAGUUUUCCUCGGCGGAGCUUCCGCCCCAACCUGCAGUUGGCCAACAUGGUCCAGGUGAUUCGUCAGAUGCAUCCAACCCCUGGUCGAGGGAGUCGUGUGAAUGAACAAGGCAUCUGUCCGAGACACCAAGAAGCCCUGAAGCUGUUCUGUGAGGUUGAUGAAGAAGCCAUCUGUGUGGUGUGCCGAGAAUCCAGGAGCCACAAACAGCAUAGUGUGGUGCCAUUGGAAGAGGUAGUGCAGGAGUACAAGGCCAAGCUACAAGGGCAUGUGGAACCACUUAGGAAGCAUCUAGAGGCUGUGCAGAAGAUGAAGGCCAAGGAAGAGAGGAGGGUGACAGAGCUGAAGAGCCAGAUGAAGUCAGAGCUGGCAGCCGUGGCUUCAGAGUUUGGGCGGCUAACACGGUUUCUGGCUGAAGAGCAGGCAGGACUAGAGCGGCGCCUCCGGGAGAUGCAUGAAGCUCAGUUAGGACGUGCAGGAGCAGCAGCCAACCGACUUGAAGAGCAGGCUGCCCAGCUAAGCCGCCUGCUUGCUGAAGCCCAAGAACGGAGCCAACAGGGGGGCUUGCGGCUACUGCAAGACAUCAAGGAGACUUUCAAUAGGUGUGAAGAGAUACAGUUGCAGCCCCCAGAGAUUUGGUCCCCUGACCCAUGCCAACCCCAUAGCCACGACUUCUUGACAGACGCCAUCGUGAGGAAAAUGAGCCGGAUGUUCUGUCAGGCUGCAAGAGUGGACCUGACACUGGACCCUGACACAGCUCACCCAGCUCUGCUGCUGUCUCCUGAUCGCCGUGGAGUCCGUUUGGCAGAACGUCGGCAGGAGGUUCCUGAACAUUCCAAGCGCUUCUCAGCUGACUGCUGUGUACUAGGGGCCCAGGGCUUCCGCUCUGGCCGGCACUACUGGGAGGUAGAGGUGGGUGGGCGGCGGGGCUGGGCAGUGGGUGCUGCCCGUGAAUCAACCCAUCAUAAAGAAAAAGUGGGCUCUGGGGGGUCCUCUGUUAGCAGUGGGGAUGCCAGCUCCUCACGCCAUCAUCAUCGCCGCCGCCGGCUCCAUCUGCCUCAGCAGCUCCUGCUCCAGCGGGAAGUGUGGUGUGUGGGCACCCACGGCAAACGAUACCAGGCACAGAGCUCAACAGAGCAGACACUGCUGAGCCCAUGUGAGAAACCACGGCGCUUCGGCGUGUACCUGGACUAUGAGGCCGGGCGCCUGGGCUUCUACAACGCGGAUACCUUAGCCCAUGUGCACACCUUCUCAGCUGCCUUCCUUGGCGAGCGUGUUUUCCCUUUCUUCCGGGUACUUUCCAAGGGUACCCGCAUCAAGCUCUGCCCUUGAUCAGCCUACCACCCGCAGGGGCCCCUCUGGUCACCACUGGGGGGGCGGGUGGUGGAGGAUAGUUGCCCACUGUUAGGGAGCCACUGUUUGUUACUGAGUUGCUUACUGCUCCCUUUUGAACCCAGGCUGCUUCUCCCUCUAGGAGCCAGAAAAGCCCUCCUAGACUCCCUCCAGCUCAGUCCUUUCUCACCUAACUUUGUCUGACAGGUCUGCAUGGGUCCCUGACAAUUAACAGCUGCCUGAUAAUGACCAUCCUUCCCUGUCUGCCUAGCUCAAUCCAGCUCUUGGGUCCCACUAGGGUCCAGUAGGGGAUAUGUGGAGAUUAUAAUUUAAUUCCUCAACUUCCCUUUUCCACCCCUACUCCUCAACCAUUUCUGAGGCUGGAGGGUUUGGGCAAGACACUCCAUGUUUUUUGGUGUAAGCUUCAGCUAGGAGUUUUAGAUGUUCUCUAGGAAGUCAGGCUGGGCAAAAGGGUAGAGCUGUGUAAAAGUCUACUUUUUGGGGAAGUAGGAAUUCUGAGCUUUCCUUCCACCCCCAAUUUCUACCUCCAUAGACUGGCCGGGAAUUUAGCUUCAGUGAGAUCUGGAAUGGCCAGCAUGACAUCACAUACCAUUACCCAAUAAAUUAUUUUCUCUCUGCAUCUUAGUUUUCUUAUGUAGGAGCCCAAGUCUUCACUGCCAGGGUCUUUCAGUGUCAGUGAAGUUUCUGGCCUUUCCAUGCCUUUAGUUCCAUUUGGUAAGCCCUGUUAGGGAGCUCGGGACAGGGGUCUGGAUCCUUGGGAGACCAUUGGGUAUAAUCUAUUUUUCUAGUAACCCCUUGCCUUCUGACACUUAACAGCUUUUGUCCUCUGCUUUCAAAGCUGAGGACAACUCUUGGGGAAAGGUGGGUUGUGUUGGAAAAUAAAAAAGUGUUUUAUUUGCUGCU
This is a messenger RNA of Arvicanthis niloticus (Nile rat), 2870 nucleotides long. It is a transcript of the gene Trim41, whose product is annotated as tripartite motif containing 41. NCBI's taxonomy places the organism in Eukaryota, Metazoa, Chordata, Mammalia, Rodentia, Muridae. Gene Ontology annotation, molecular function: protein binding; zinc ion binding. The record is from RefSeq and is a predicted model, not a curated record.